AUGCUCUCCACAUUCCUACUCGCCUUGGUGCCCCUCGUGGCAGCAACAUCCUCCUCGAAACGCGGUCUCGUCUUCACUCCGAACUCCAAUUGGCCUCAGGACAACCAAGUAUGGGUUCAAUCAGGUUCCGAUCUGACGUGGUACUACAACUACCAGGAAAUUCCAAGCCCGGCCUUCUCGGGGAAGACCCAGGCAGAGUUCGAGUUCGUCCCCAUGAUGUGGGGUGUCUCAUCGAACCCCCAAGACACGACAUUCCUUAAGAGCGUGACGAGCUUGAUCAAAGACAAGGGCAUCAAUAUCACCCACGCCCUAGGCUUCAAUGAACCUGAUGGUCCCUCAUCAUAUGGCGGCAGUGAUGUUGCCCCUUCUAUCGCCGCCAAGGCCUGGGUCGCCAACUUCAUUCCUCUUCAAGAGCUCGGCGUCAAGGUCGGUCUUCCCGCCUGCACCGGCGCUCCGGGCGGUUUGCCCUGGUUGAAACAGUUCCUGGGUAACUGCUCUGCGCUCAUCAGCACCGACGGAGAGACCAAGAACUGCACAUACGACUUCCUCCCGGUGCAUUGGUACGAUAACUUUGGAGGCCUGGCGAGCCACAUUGGUGAACGUGUUGCAGCGUUCCCCGACACCAAGAUCUGGAUCACCGAGUAUGCCUAUGCCAACCAGGAACUCUCCGCGACCCAGGACUUUUACAACAUGAGCGCAGAGUACUUUGACCGCAUCGACUACAUUGAGCGGUACACGUACUUUGGUGCUUUCCGCUCCAAGACGAGCAACGUUGGCCCCAACGCCUCGUUUUUGAACAAUGACGGCAAGUUGACAGACAUUGGCUCAUGGUACCUCGGCAAGAGUGCCACGGGCGUGAAGCCGACGUCCGGUGAUAGUAGCGCUGCCGUCCGUGGAGGCGCACCAGUGCUUACUGCGAUGGCGGCCACUAUCCUCGGUGCCGUCUUCACUUUCACCUCAUGA
Molecule: messenger RNA, 963 nt
Organism: Colletotrichum acutatum
Lineage: Eukaryota; Fungi; Ascomycota; Sordariomycetes; Glomerellales; Glomerellaceae
Product: glycosyl hydrolase catalytic core-domain-containing protein
Exons: 2
Coding region: 1-963 (320 amino acids)
Biological process (GO): fungal-type cell wall polysaccharide metabolic process
Cellular component (GO): fungal-type cell wall
Source: RefSeq, a predicted model, not a curated record